This is a messenger RNA of Anopheles coustani, 2969 nucleotides long. RefSeq names its product trichohyalin-like. Bases 1 to 1998 code for a protein of 665 amino acids. The transcript has 2 exons. Lineage: Eukaryota; Metazoa; Arthropoda; Insecta; Diptera; Culicidae. The record is from RefSeq and is a predicted model, not a curated record.
AUGGCGAAACGUGGCACCGUGUUUGCCGUCGUCUGCAUUGGGCUGGUGGCGUGUGUGCGUAGUGUUGUACUGGCCGAGGAGCGCCGCGGUGGUCCGGUGGACGAGGCAUGUCUCGAUGAUGUCGGCGAAAGGCAGCACUACUCCGAUCGACGCAUCGACCGGUUGGAUCAGGAUCAGGAGCAACGGCUGCUGCUGUUUAAUCGGGUUGGCCGUGGUGUCGAGCGGAUGGAACAACGGAUGGAUCGGUUCGCCGCGUCCAAGACCCGGAAUGGUUUAGGAGAACGUGCUUCGGAGCGAGAAGAAGUGGUGGCCACACGACGAAUGGUGCAGCGUAACGAGCGUGAUAUGGAAACAGGUGAACGUCGUGCAGAGAGGCGCAUUGAUGCUGCGUCCGACCGACUGGAAUCUCGCCGCCAGACGGAGGAACGUCUUCUGAUGGGACGACGUGAGGAAACCCAUCGUGAACGACGUGAAGAGCGUGAAAGUCCUCGUGAGCGAAUGGAACAACGAUUUGAAGCGGCACGUCAUGAAGCAAGACGUGAAGAUCGUCGUGAAGAGACUGACCGUCGGGUACGGGAUGGACGCCGUGUCGAAGAACGCCGGGAAGAUCUUCGUGACGCAGCUGAACGCAUCGAUGGCCGACGAGUCGAAGAACGCCGUGAAGAAAGCAGGGUAGAUCUUCGUGAGGAUGCUGAACGGAGGACUAACGACGCUCGUCGUGUUGAAGAACGUCGUGAGGAUCGCCGUGAAGAUCGACGUGAGGAAGCUAGACGUAUGGAAAAUUAUGAACGUCGUGAAGAUCGACGUGAGGAAGCUGAGCGGAGGGUAGAUGAUGCUCGUCGUGUUGAAGAACGUCGUGAAGAUCGACGUGAAGAAGCUGAGCGUAGGAUUAGCGAUGCUCGUCGUGUUGAAGAACGUCGUGAAGAUCGCCGUGAGGAAGCUAGUCGUAUGGAAAACGAUGAACGUCGUGAAGCUCGACGUGAGGAAGCUAAGCGUAGGAUUAACGAUGCUCGUCGUGUUGAAGAACGUCGUGAGGAUCGCCGUGAAGAUCGACGUGAGGAAGCUAGACGUAUGGAAAAUUAUGAACGUCGUGAAAAUCGACGUGAGGAAGCUGAGCGGAGGGUAAAUGAUGCUCGUCGUGUUGAAGAACGUCGUGAAGAUCGACGUGAAGGAGCUGAGCGUAGGAUUAACGAUGCUCGUCGUGUUGAAGAACGUCGUGAGGAUCGCCGUGAAGAUCAGCGUGACGAAGCUAGACGUAUAGAAAUUGAUGAACGUCGUGAAGAUCGACGUGAGGAAACUGAGCGGAGAAUAAACGAUGCUCGUCGUGAGGAUCGUCGUGAAAAUCAACGUGAGCACACUGAACGUAGCUACGAUGCUCGUCGUAUUGGGGAACGUCGCCAAGAUCGUCGUGAGGAAUCUCGUGCGGAACGUCGUAAGGAAACACGUGAAAAUCGUCGUGAAGAGACUGAUCGAAGGGAAAUCGCUGGACGUCGCGUUGAAGAGCGACGUGAAGAAGCUCGGGAGCAUCGUCGUCAAGAAGCGGAACGUCGAGAAAUCGGCGACCGCCGCGAAAGCAGCGAACGUCGCGAAGAUCGUCGUGAUGUAGAACGGCGUGAACUUAACGAGAAUCGUGAGGAAAAUAGCCAUCGAGAAAUGGCACGCAACGACUUCCGCCGCGAAGACGAACGUCGUGGUGAAAAUCGCCGUGAUCAACGCCGUGAAAACCGUGCAGACGAACACGAACGUUACGCCGAUCGUGUGCGCGAGUCAUGGCGCGAGUUGAACGAAGGUGGCAAGCUGGUCGCGUACCAGCAGGAAAACUCUUUCCUUUACCAGCUUAUCCAGACGGCCGCCAUCGUCGCGGUGCUAGGAUAUUGGCUGCUGAAGGACAAUGUCAACGGGAACAAUGAUGUUGGCCUGAAGAAACCGGCCAUCAAUGGAGGAACUUUUUUUUCCAAGAUUUUUAACAUCUCACCCUCACUGGCUAGCAAUGAAUAAGACUUCCGGGACAAGCAUGACUAAAAAAAAGCAAGCAUAGUAUGUUAUAGAACAACACAUUCUAAUCAGCCCAUAUAAUAACCAGUGCAAAUGGAUAGCCCCUGAAAAUCCGGCAGGCUAACGAGGAACAACAGCAACUUAACGAAUAGUUCAAAAUAUAGUACGCAACUAUUCUAUGUAUAUCUUUGUAGUUAUCAGGCCAUGAUGAUGCUUUCUGAUUUUUAUUUUCUAUUCGUUUAGCUACUUUCUAGUAAUCCACCAUCAGAGCAGCUAUCCCAAAAAUGCAGGAAAUGUUAUAAGCUAACGAAUAUAAAUUACUAUCUACAAAAAGUGACAUAUUUCUAAUCACAGCAUUAAUUAUGGGGGUAAUAAUGGCCAACGUCAAGAAAAUGCAUGUGAUACUGGAGGGUAAAAGCUAACACGAUGAAUCAUCUCAAGGACCCUAUUCCGGAUGCUCUGGGAGGGUUAGAGAUGAUUCUAAGUAGGCUUUGCAAGAAAAGGAUUAAUUAUAGCAGGCGAAACAAAUAUCUAGAACCCUUCUUUUCCUUCUUCUGUUUUUAUUUGGAGGUACUUCAGGUUUGAUGAAAAUGUCAUGCCAAUACCACUUGCAAAUACUACCCAAGAAAUGCUGUUGAAUAAUAAUCUCUUAGUAAACCAGCGUAAGAUGCUUUGCCCGAUAGCUUUAUCCUUGUAAUGCGUGCUCGAUUUAGAGGAAAACUCGCGCUAAAAUAUGUAUAUGUAAUAAUGCAAACCCAGCAGCAGCAGCAGCAGUAGCAUCCAGCAGCUCCAUGUGACCAUUAUGCACAGUACUGGUGGCACUUAACAGAUGAACUUAAUCCUCCACCCAACAACGGGACGACGACAGCAACGACAACGAUGGACCAGGGAGACGGGCGACGAUCUAGUAUGCCGUAAAGAAAUCAUUGUUCAAAGAUUAAUAAAGCAAACCAUAUAAACAUAUAAAUAUAUAA